Molecule: messenger RNA, 654 nt
Organism: Danaus chrysippus (African queen)
Lineage: Eukaryota; Metazoa; Arthropoda; Insecta; Lepidoptera; Nymphalidae
Source: the annotation of a GenBank genome assembly
AUGGUUCGGACACAGCCUGAUUUGUAUGAAGAGGAUAGCGCUUCUAACGUGCAGGUUAGUGAUAAUAUUCCGGAUGCUAAAAACGAAGACCAUAAUGAUGCCGACAUCCCUACUACAUCUCAAAACAAACCAAUUAUUCAGUCACAAAAACGUCGUGCUAAAGAUCCACCCGAAAUGCAAGAAGCCAAUAAAAAAAUGAGUACUGCUUUUACAGCAUUAAAUAAAGCAUUGGCUAACAAAGAAAACAUAAAAGAAGAAGACGAAUGCGAUUUAUUUUGUAAAAUGUUGGCAAAACAAAUAAGGGAGUAUCCAAAACUUGAAAGGGAAGAAAUAAUGUACGAGCUUCAUGGUGUUAUGAUGAGCAGACGUCGUCGUUACAACACGAUGCAGGGUAGAUCAUAUGCUGUUUCUUCUCCUUCACAAAUAAUCCUCAGUCGACCUAGCACGAGCAACAGCAUGUAUCUAUCAACACCGUCACCUGUAUACGUAGUAGACUCCCCCCAUUCAGUUCAGUCACCACCACAAAAUAUGGCCAAUCAACAAACCGAAAUGGUUAACAUUAUUUCACAAGAAGUACUUGUACCACAAACAAGUAAAAUGUAUUACGAAAGCUGUUUAAAUAUGACGGACGAUAAUGACACCGAUCACCCUUAA